Messenger RNA from Anopheles funestus (African malaria mosquito), 10955 nucleotides. RefSeq names its product transcriptional regulator ovo-like. The transcript has 5 exons. Gene Ontology annotation, biological process: regulation of transcription by RNA polymerase II; epidermal cell differentiation. Lineage: Eukaryota; Metazoa; Arthropoda; Insecta; Diptera; Culicidae. The record is from RefSeq and is a predicted model, not a curated record. Bases 1760 to 6049 code for a protein of 1429 amino acids. Gene Ontology annotation, cellular component: nucleus. Gene Ontology annotation, molecular function: DNA-binding transcription factor activity, RNA polymerase II-specific; RNA polymerase II cis-regulatory region sequence-specific DNA binding.
CGGUGCCAAACGUGCCAUUUUGCGGGAAUGAAUUUCUUCCACGGUUCUAGUGUUAAAUGCCUUUAUAUUUCUUGGAAAUCUGUCGUGGACGGUACGGUUCAUUGGCUGUAGUAGGAAGUAUUUCUAGUUUCAUAAUUGUUUGAUUUGCUAUAGUCCCAGCGGUGUUAAGAAAGAAAGGGGAGCAAAUGUCAUUUGUCACACGUACACACAUACACACACACAUACGGUUAGUUUGGUUGGGGAGACCGUGUGGAGGACCGUUUUUUUUUCCUCACCGGUUUUUGGGGAACAGGAAAUACGGCAUGGUUCUGGUUGAGACAUAAGCGUUAUUCAACAUAAUGCCGUUUAGCGUGUGUGUUUCUACCCGAUGUUGAUCGAGAAUCGCUUUUGUACAGGGAAGAAGCGCAGGUUUUUGAGAAAUAGAAAGAAAGAAAAAAAAAAGCUAAUGCACACGUACACACGCGCACACAUACCUUUAAAUGUAUGGACAUCCCGCGAAUGGACACCGCGGCGAUGCUUAGGCCACUCAUGCGUAGCUGCCUUGUAUACGCGCAUCUUACGUUAGCGCGUAAAAACGAGAGGUAGUGAGCGAUUGCGAUUAACCCGAGAGCGAGAAUGUGACCCGUUCUAGGAGGGGGCGUGAGUGAGACACCUGAACCAUCGGUCCACCGUGCCUGUGCACAGUGUACAGGAAUGUACCGUGCAGGAGCGAGCGAGCGGGAGCGAGAAAGAGAGAGAGAGAGAAGGCGCGAAACAGAAGGAGAGCAAAUAUGAGCAAAACCUGUAGAGAAGCCAUCAAGCUCACCUGGCUUAACGCACGAAACAGCACGAUCUAGCUGCGGUACGUGUCAGAGCGAGCAAGCGCGCCGCGCAUACUGUCGGUGCUCGUCCCGCACAGCAUCGGUACGGUUUGCCGCUUGGCGAGUGUAGCGUUCGGUCGGUGUGCUUCAGUUGGAGGUAGAACGUUGUAAAGAAUUAACGCAUCAUUCAUCUCUCCGUAACCGUGGGAGCAGUGCGUGGCGGACAAGGAACGCCAAGCCCCAAACAAGUACGCUCAUCUGUAGGAAACUGCAGACCCAACACUAAGGAAGUGCUACAAAUCGAAACACACCCCCGGGGGGGCACAUUUCGUUUCGUGGACCGAUGUACACGUGCGCGGUAUCUAAUUUUGGUGAAUGUUUUGCUGUGCGUGCGUGAACCCCGGUUACGUAAGGUGGAAAGUGUUUUAAGUGUUUCGCAAAAAAUCAUCAAAGGUGUGUAAAGAUUAUUUGCGGUUUUUGUUUUUGUCUGCAAAACGGUGCUCUAGAAUGUGCGGAUGUGAUCGUAUGUACCGGCGUGUUUAGGCGAGCUUUCACACGGCUGCUGCUAAUCUGGCGAGGACAAAACGGACGGUGGAAAUUAUUGGCGGCGGGGGGACGGUUUUAUUUUGUUAUUUCGGGCUUAAUCAAUCGAUCAUCUUUUCCAGUUCCGCGUAGCCCAACACCCCCGGUAUUGAUAGCGAAAACCCCCUAAAAGUGGGGUUAGUAAUUAAAAAAGAAAAGAAAUUAGCAACAAAAAUAAGAAGGUACAAUUUUUCCCCCGACGUGCUCGAGUGUCUGUGUGUGUGUGUGUUAGUGCGCGUGUGUGUGCGCUGCAGCUUAAGAAGCACUGGCGCGUGUACGCGCAUAUGUAUGUGGGUGCCGCCCCUUAGCACACAGCUGUACGGAAGAGUACGAGCAGUAGCAGCAGUAGGCGAAACAGAACAGCCGACGCUCCAAGCAUGCCGAAGAUCUUCCUGAUCAAGAACCGGCUCCAUCAGCAGCAGCUGCGGCUGGUGGAGGAGGCCCAGAAAAACAGCCAUGUCGGUCCGGGCAGUGGCGGUGGUAGCAGCGUGGUAGAUGACGGUGUCGGCAGCGGAAGCGAGGUGGGCAGCAACGAACCACUGUCGCUAGUGUCCCGAAAGCGCGAGCAUGAUGAUUCGUCCGAGCGCGACAUAUUUAGUGAAGAAAAUCGCCUUAGUCCGCCGUGUCGGAAGCGGGCGGCUUCACCAUCGCUAUCGAUCUUUGCCACGCCAGCGAAUAUCGAGCGAGAUGUCAGUUCGACCUCUGUCAACAUCAACACCACCACCACCGCCUCUACGACCACAUCGGGCGGUAGUAGCAGCAGCAAAGCGGUGGUGGCACCGGCAACUGCUGCAUACAGUAACACUGGUGGCAGCAGUCUAGCGGCCUACCAUCGAACUACAGCGCUCUGUCUACGGCACAGCGGUGCGUCUGCCAAAGAAUCGUCCACCUCACCGCUGAUUCUGCAUCAAUAUCAGCAGCAACAACGACUGUUGCCUGGUGGUGGCGCACGUCGUACACAGCUGCACCACCCACCAGCGCACCAAUCAGUGAAAAGUACCGCCGAGGAGAAGGUGUUGCAGGCAGGCGAGGAAGCGGAUGAGGAUGGUGAGAGUAGCAGUGAAGAGACCGCCGAUGCAGUUAGCACGCAACGGCCAGUUCCGUUGGUGAGUCGCAAACCCACCCAACCGUCACCACCAUCAUCACCAGCAGCACCAUCAACUACUCCUUCCUCACCACCACCACCACCACCACCGCCACCGACGCCACAAGGUUCGGUGGUGACCGGUGUACAGCAGCAGCGCAAAGAGCCACAGAAAGAUGCACCGACGGUGGCGACCAUUGCCAAGUACGACAAACGACGAUCGGCAAUAGUGAGCUCGUGUCUGCGAGUUACCGAAGGAGCUUCGCCGUACAUUGGACCGCGUGGUCACGUCCUUACAAACGCGGAACGUAAGGUUUACCCACCAACACCACCACCACUACCUCCGGUGCCAACGGACAAACAGGCGAGACAGCAGCAGGAAUGUCGCGAAUCGACCGAGGAGGAUGAGGAGGACGACGAUGAGGAUGACAACCACCCGGCACGUAUCAAGGACACGCGCAAGGAGUCGGCUGUAGUGGUGGCGGCCGAAACCGGCAAGUUAAUCGUACGCGACGAACCAAACAUACCAGGAAGCGAACAGUACCAGCGUCGACUGCGACUACCCUCACCGACGCCACCACCGGCAAAGGAUCGCGUACCGUCACCAGCGGUACCGUUCGGUGCCGUGGUACGUUGUUCGGUCAUUCAACGUACGCCGGCGGUGCGGAAAACGACACAGCCAGUGGACGAGGUACCGGCAACACUGCCGUCAUCAACGCCUCACACACAACAGCAGCGUUUGGACGAUAGUCCGCGUGCAGUGGAUCUAAAAGUGCGCCCGAUGGUGGUGCUUACGGUCGAACCGGAGCAGGAACAACCGAUCGAUUACCACAUUCCCAAGCGGCAGGAAAAGGAGGAGCAGGAGGAACGGCUAAUCGGGCGGCGCGAACGACAGGCCGCCAUUUUGCACAAUCAUAUGCCACCGUACCAUCAUCGGGGUGGUUCGUCCGCGGCUAGGGCAGCAGCAGCUGCUGCCGUCAUUAGCGGUAUCAUGCAGGGUGCCGCUGGACACGGUCGCUCCUCGAACGGUGGUGGAGGUGGCGGUGGUGGCGGCGGCCAAUCCGGCGGUGGUUCGAAUGCAGGAAGUACCGGUGCGGGCAAUGGUGGCGGUGGAGGUAUCAAUUUUUCCGCCGGCGGAGGUGGCGGAGGUGGUGGUGCACUCGGUGCUGGCGGAGCCGGUGGUGGUAUGGGGGGCCGGGAUGGCCGUUCCAACUACGGUCCAAACAGUCCACCGACCGGUUCGCUGCCACCGUUCUACGAAAGCUUGAAGGGUGGCGGUGCGAGUGGUGGCUUGAACGGGUACAACGCGAAUGGCGGCUUCCUGACGAACAGUGCGGCCAGCUACCAGCAGCUGCUCAGCUCGCUCGAGUGCGACGCACAGGAUUUGGGCGGUACGGGCGGAGGUGCGGGGCUGGGCAGUGGUGUUAUUCUUGGGCUCGGCACCGGUUUCACCUACGGCAGUGCGACAGACGGUAGCGGAGGCGGAGGAGGAGCUGGAGGAGGAGGAGCGGGAGGCAACGGUCAGCAAGGCAAUGGGACGUCGGUUGCGGCUGCUGCAGCAGCGGCUGCGGCCGUCAUGGGCAAACACUGUUCACUGAUGCUACACAAUCAUUUCGGGCUAGCGCUGAAGGAUGAAGUUGAUCUCGGGUACGACUCGAAGGUGGAUCCAACGCUGCACGGUCUGUAUGCGUCCGCCACCGGUGACAGUGUCGGUGGCAAUGGCGCUGGUGGGGGAGCCGGCGGUGGUACCGGAUCCGCCGGUGGUUAUGACGUUGCCGACUCGAUGAUGGAUAUGGGCGAUUCGAUGCAGCUGACAGCCACACUAACCACGUACCCAUCGUCGGCGGGCGGUAGCCCGAACGGACUGCUGGACGGCUGUUUGAGCGAUGCGGAAUUUUCACUCUACUCACGCGGCAUGCACGACGAACAGUCGAGCAACUGUAACGAUCUCGAGCUUACCUCGACACCUUCGCUGACGCCCGAUUCGGUGAGCGCUUCGCUGCACCAAAUCGACACCGUGCACGAUACGCUUGGGGAUGGAUAUCCCUCGUCGGGUGCGGGUAGCGAUCAGCAGCAGGGAGCGACUAGCGGUGGCGGUGGUCCGGGCGGUAACACACACGCCACCCAUCUUGUGCUGCCCCGCGAAUACACCAACAUGGCGGCAGCCACCUUCGGUGCCCAGCACGGGCUUGGUGGUGGCCAUCAGCACACGACGCUACAUUCGCUCGCGAGCAAGUACCACGGCGCGGCACAGGACGGUAAUCAGCCGCCGAGCUACUUACAGACGGCGGCAAACGGUGGCGGUUCGUACGGUUCGUUCCAGCCACUGUUGCGCUAUGAUCAGCUCGACAGCAACCUCUCGCUACCGUCGCCUGGCGGUGGCUCAUCGCUUGACUUCGAUCUGCACCAGAGUCUGCAACCGUUGCAGGGUCCGUUCGCAAUGAACCUGCAGCUGGCAGGGUCUGGCGGCCAAACCAACCAUCUGCAGCAACAUCAGCCACCAUCGUCACACCAACGAUCGACCGGUGGGGUACGAUCGCCCGGCGGCAACUCCACCUCAUCGGUAUCCUCGUCCGCAUCAUCCGCAGCAGCCGUCGCUGCGGUGGCCAGCCUCAGUGCACACAACGUACCGGUAGCUGGCCCACCGCCAGCGGUACUCGCCACCACGAUACAGAAUCAGUUGGGACUUCCGGCCGACUCGGAACUGCAGUUUGUGAAUGGCGGACAUGGUAUCAAAAACCCGCUAGCGAUAGAGAACGUACCACUCCGGAUGCGAUCCGAUGAUAGGCAUGCUGGCGGUAAGCAGCUGUCUGGAUCGGCCGGCACGAAACAGCGCAAUCACCACCACCAUCAGCAGCAGCAGCAGCAGCAACAACAACAGCAGCAACAACACCAUCAUCAACAGCAACAGCACCAGCAACAGAUGCAGCAGCAGCAUCUGCAGCACCACAUCGAGAAUGGUUCAAACGCGUCACCAUCCUCCGUUUCAUCUUCUUCCUCGUCGUCCGCUUCCUCGCCGAACAGUUGCGGUUCGCCCGGUUCGGUUGCGACGAACGGUGGCAACAGCAAUGGCACGAACGGCGGCAGCACCAACACCGACGACGAUCAGAACCGCUUCGUCUGCCGCAUUUGCUCGAAAACCUUCAGCUUGCAGCGACUGCUAAACCGUCACAUGAAGUGCCACUCGGACGUCAAACGCUACCUGUGUACGUUCUGCGCGAAGGGAUUCAACGAUACGUUCGAUCUGAAGCGUCAUACGCGCACCCACACCGGUGUCCGACCGUACAAGUGCAAUCUGUGCGAAAAGUCCUUUACCCAGCGCUGUUCGCUCGAAUCACAUUGUUUGAAGGUGCACGGUGUACAGCAUCAGUACGCGUAUAAGGAACGCCGAACGAAGAUGUACGUGUGUGAGGAAUGUGGCCACACGACGAACGAACCGGAAGUACACUAUAUGCACCUGAAGGAAAAGCAUCCUUACUCGCCGGCACUGCUCAAAUUCUAUGACAAACGACACUUCAAGUUUAACAACGCGGCGUUUGCAAACAAUCUGCUCGGUUCACUCCCGAUGCCGGUACAUAACUGAGAGGAGUGCAUGCAACCUCUACAGCAACAAAAACAAUCAUCCCUAAAACCUAGCCACGGGAUGGAAAAAUAAACGGGAAAAUGAAAACGAUCUAUGGAAGACAAGGAGAUGAAAAUAACAACGAACUGAAUGCGAUCUAAUCGGGAUGAAAAGAAGUAGUAGGAGGGAUAUGCGAAGAUAGCGUGAACAAGAGAGGGCGAGAGGGAGAGAGAAAUCGCGCGCUUCCGCCCAGCUAAUACGGGUUUGUAAACGAUGUAGGAGAUACACAGUGUGUAAACUGAAACACCGUACACCGUAAAGGCUGAUGGUGGAGGCGCACGAGCAGAGUAACCAACUAUUUAUUUCUUGAUGCAAUAUAUUAACAUUUAAAAAAAAUAUUAGUUUAAGUUAAGCAUUUUCUCCGUAUAAAAAGUUAGUUUCUUGAGAAGCGCUCCAACGCGAACGUAGUUGAUAUAGUUACACACUUAACACACAUACACACACACAGUUACACAACGACACAAACGCGUAAAAAUACCUGCAAACUGCGCAAUUAGUAUUUAAGUCCCUUAAAAAUUUUUGUUGUUUUUUUUUUGUUCAUUUAAGCUAGUUUUUUUUGGGGUCGGUCCGGAGGUGUAUGUGGUAGCGGCGCUGGUCUUACAUGACAGCCAGGAAAGGGAAGAAAAGCCACACUAAAGCGCAAGCUUUGACCUCUUAAGGUUGUAGUGCGGCAAAAUGAAAAAGAAGCUAGUUUUGUCAAGUGCAGUUAAUUUCAUUUUUGCUUGUUCUCAACCAUUAUUCAACUUAGUUUCAAAAUUUGUUUUAAUGAUUGGCGGCGCGGCAUAAAUUUCUGCAGUAGGUGUGUUAAUAAUAGAUGCUUGUUUAAUUGUGGUUUGUUUUUUCAUGUUCUUUUUUUUGUUUGUUUGGAUGUUCUGCGCUGCAAGUUAACAUUCCGAUUGCGCUCUUUCUUUGUUCUGGUGUUAAAACUGUUUUAUUUUGGUGUUGGAAAAACUGUUGAAUUUCCUACUGCUCGCGAGAAGCUCCACGGCUAGUGGGAGGGAGAAAACGAAACGAAUGAAACCUAGUGAGAGACACAGAGAAACGGGGUGACCAUUGUAUAUAUACAUAUGAAUGCGAAAAAGUUAUUUUAUAAUAUCGAAAAAAAAAUCCUCCCCACUCUUAAAAGCGGAAACAAUUUAUUCCAAACAUUAAUUUUGAUACAAAUUCACAUAAUGGAAGGAAAAUAUCUAUUAUUUUGUUGUGUAUGAAUUCAAAUUAAUUUCCAUAGAAAGUGACCGAUUGACAGGAGGAGGAGGAGGAGGAGGAAGAGAAGGUGGAGGGUAAGAGUGUAAAAGAUUUCGAAAACCCUUUUUGCUGCAAAAUGGAACCGUUCGGGAUUUUUGUUUAUUGAAGUCACGAAGCGCCGAAAGGCACAAUUGAAGAGGUAUCUCAUAUUUAUGUACAGUUAAAAACAACGCAAAUACAAAUUUAUGCUAUUUAUACCAGGGAAUAGAAAAGUAUAUUUGCAUUUACACAUUUUUUGUUUUUUUUUUUUAAAGUAAAAGUCUAGUAAGCCGCGUCGCCCUCGAUAAAGCGACCCGUAGAGACAGCGGGAGACAGAGGGAAAAGAAAAAGAGGAGAGAAAAAAGUCUUGAAAUAUAUAAAAUGCAAACAAAUCGACACACACAUUUACACACAAACACACACUUGAAAACACAUAUACACAUCUAACAAUAAUAAUGAUAGUAAUGUAAAAUGGAAUGAUGCAUUUAUUUGAAUUUGAAGUUUGAUUUUGAUCAGAGAAUUAAGAUAAAAGACAAGGAAGAUUUGAUCUUGGAACGCAGAACCAGGAGUCUUAGACUGUAAGAGAAAGCGAUAAAGCAAGAGAGCGAGAGGAGAGAGAACAGAGAUUAGUGAUGUGUGCAAGAGAUAACAGAAUGAUGCAUGCUUUUGAUUAAGUUUCCUUUUUGUUUUCGCUUCGCUCAACUUAAUAUUACGUACUCGAAAACGUGUAAUUUCAGCUUAUGAUUGAUGCAGCAACAAAAUCGACAACAUUUUUGUCUUUUUUGUUUUGUGCAAAAACUUAUAUUAAUUAUAUUCUUUAGUGUAGCAAAAUGUGGAAUGGAAUGUCGACCGAUAAGCAAGGAAAGUGGGAUGAAUAAUUCAUAAUGCAAUUAUAAUGAACAGAAGAAAAAGGGGAGAGAGAAAACUUCAAAGGAAUAAGUGUGCUUGUGCUUGUGGUUAAGAUGUACGUGUGAUGAAGCUUGGUAGGUGUGGUGUAUGUGACUCGAAAAGAGAAUAGUAUGAAUGAUCUGAUUAACGUGAGCAAGUUGACGGAGAAUGAUGUGAACGAAAGAGAGGAAGGGAAAGGUGAAAAGAAGAGGCAACCUGAUCCUGAUACAGAAAGGACGCGGCAAUAAUAACAAACAAAGGAAAUGCAUAUUACUUUGUUUGUUCUCCUUUGGGGUACCACUAUCCGGUGGGUUCCAAGGAGCUUAAGUUAAACUCAUAGUAUGUAAGGAUAAAUGGAAAGGAAGAGGAUCGAAGAGUGAAGCGGUAAAGAUCCUGUGCGUUUUGCAUGUGUAUAUGUGUGCGCGUGUGAAUGAGACAGAUUUGUGCGUGUGUGUGUGGAUGCGUUAAUCAACUCUUAUUCCAUACUGUCUUAUCCUUGUUCCUUAAAAAAAGAUAUUCUACGUUCAAUAAUAUCCUUGCUUUUAGUGUCCCAUUUUUGUAAUCCUUUUGUAUUCUUGUAAUGAAGAAAAAGGGGCAUGAGUGUUUUACGGUCCUUAAACAACCCCAUGGAAGUAUAAUUUAGACUAAAAAGAGCCCAUUAAAGAUCCUACAACCUCUUGUUUUGCUUACUUUCAGGUGUAAUUUAGUACACCAAUGCAAGAGAAUGUAUAUGGAAAGCAAAUUUUGUCUUUUGAUGUAUAUUUCCAACUAAGCAGUAACAUAGAAAUACUACUUAAAGUAUUAUUAAUUUUCAUUCACAUGUCUCUCUUUUACUCACGCACAUACACGUACACUUAAAGCUGGCUCACAUGCGCCACACGUAAGCUGAUGGUGUGUGUGUACACUUUUUUAAAUGUAGUUUUGUUUUUUUAGUGUACACACACACUCGCGCUCACAUACCCGUACACAGUAGAGCAAUAUGAGUUCAUUGUGUGCGUACGUGUGUUUGUGUGCGCGUAAACCACAGGCAAGAAUAGUCGAACAGGCGAAGACAGUGGAAGUUGGGAAGAGAAAAAAAAGAAACUAAAAAAAACAACAACAACUAGGAAAACAUGAGUAUAAUCGGGGUUUUUCGUGCAAUCAACAUUAUUUUUCGUCGGUGUUGGAUUAAUUUAGUGUAUAGUUUGAAAAAAAAAAAACAACAAGAAGAACGGAACAGCGCUGCUGUGUUAAUCAUGUACUAUUAAGCCGAAAUAUUACGCGAAACAAAAUGGAGGGAAGAGAGGAUGUGUGAGAAAGGAUAGCGAUAGUUGUGCGUGUCUGUGUGAAAAAGAAACAGAGCGAAAUGGAUCAGUGUGCAGCUGUCAGUUGUUCGGACACUUAGUACUUAACCUGCGUUUCACUCCAAUGCCUUUUAGUGGACAUACUACAAACGAGCGAAAAAAUAGAGUAUGCCUGAAACGCAAAACUCUGAUAGAGAGGGAGAAACAGGGAGAGAUACGGUAACUGGAAAUGCAUUUAUUCUCUCUUUGUCGUUUGAUGUGUCUGGACUAAUAGAACAGGCGAAAGAGAUAAAGUAGCACAAACGCAUCCACGUACAUUUUCCACGCAUCCUCUCGCACUCGUAACUACACACUCAUACACACUCACGCACCAACGAUAAACAAACGAGAACAUGAAGGAAAUAGGGGAAAGAGCGUGAGAGAGAGAGAGAAAGAGAGAGAGAGAGAGAGAGAGAGAGAGAGAGAGAGAAAAAAAUGGUUGUGCAUUUUCAAUUGUAUUAACGUACGGGUGUGAGUGUGUGUAUCGGUGUGUGCGAACGAGUAAGUGACGAAUAUCCUAUCUUUUAAGAAGUAAACUAUAUGAUGGAGUACCUUUUUAUCUAGUUUUGUAAGGCAAAAUGAUGGAACUAAGCUAGGACACAAACAAUACUACUGAAUCGAAUCCCGCAAUUACUGUAAAACACACAUACAAUCGAAGCCUUAAUGAACCCCACCAGUCGAGCAAAGUCGAAUCUCAAAAUAGUUAAAUCAAACAAAUAAGGAAACACUCGCACACACGCACACACGCAAAGACAUAAAAGAGCUUUUAUCCUUUGCCCGGCCACAGGGCUUAAUUUUUCUUUUGGGUUUCCCCCCCCCCUUUUUUCUAAAAUAAUUGAACAAUUACGGAACCUGUUGCUUAUUUGCGGAAACUGCCUAAGUAUUUAUAAAUUAUGUUCUAAUUCGAAUGCACGUGCCUGUUUGAGUGCAUUUACGCAUUGCGAAUCCACGAUACAGUUCAGAUCAGUUUAAACCGACAAUGAACAUUCCUCUUUAAGAGAAAAGCAAAAUUCUUAACUAAACGCUUUCCGAGCAUCGGCAGCUGAUACAGACCACCUUACCUUCCUAACACAAAACCCACACAUCAGGGUAAAAGGAUCCCUGUUUGCUCCUCUGGUUUUUUUAUGUUUACUGUUUGUAUCGCCAAAUAAUGUUGCAUUUAUAUAUAAUAAAGAACAGCGAGGGAAAAAAAGAAAAGAAAAACAUCUACACACCACACAUCUAGGGAAAUGCACAAUACAUCCAAUAUGGCGGAACACUUACAGAACAAAUCUGGCAGAACAAUAGGACAGAAUAAUAAAAACAAGUGUCGUGUGUGUGUGAGUGUCGGAUCGUGGGGUUUCCAUUCACCACCACAACCAAACUCACCACUAUCAGCAAUAGAGAAUAUGAAACAAUGAAAUAAACAAUGAAUUAUGUGUUAAAAAUCUUAA